AUGGGUGCCUUUCUUGGACGACAACGGCAGUCUCCCGAUGAAGAUAUCGAGUCUCCGGUGUUCUGCUACAAGUAUCCGCCAAAAACAGGUUCCUAUUUCGGAACGCAUUUCAUGUUGGGCGAUGAGCGGUUCGAAACAAUGCAGCCGGAGUCGUUUCUGUUCGGCGAGAACUGCGACCUGAACUUCCUUGGAAGUAAGCCCGUUCAGUUCCCGUAUUUGCCGAGGGUGGUUGCUCGGCCUUUAAACUGUCUGAUAGCUAUUCGUCGGGAUUCGCUUAAAUUCGUCAGGGUUUCGAGCGAAGGAGACUCCCAGGAUGAAAGCUCCGAUUUCUCUUGUCAAUACAACAUCGAGUUCGUUUUCGAUUGCGACGUGCCGUGCACCAUCACCAUUUAUUACUUCGCUACGGAAAUAAUUACUUCCAAAGGACUGAGUUACGUGUCAGCUCACCCGGACAUGACGUCUAGUCCUUACCGAUAUGACGUGGGAUGCAACCAGCUGUUUUGUCAUCCUGAGCAUUUUUUUAAUCCACCAGACUAUAAGCCAGAAGAGAUGAACUACGAUCCAAAUCUGGAGAUCAUACCUGUUGUGAUUCACUGCGUAGAAGAAACAGAAAAUCACUCAGCACCGCAGUCACAUUCGACCUUCGCAACCAUAGAACGAUCGACCGAAGAGCAUUCUCUGAUUCUUAAGCCGUUGAAGCAGAAGCUAUUUAUCGACAAUGUCUGCUACUUGCUUCAGGAGGUCUAUGGAGUAGAAAAUAAAAGCCAGACGGGUUCGAUGGACGUAGCGACUACCAGUAACGAUUUUGACGAGAGUGGCGUCGAAUGCGUGGUUUGCAUGUCGGAAUGGCGCGACACGCUGAUAUUGCCGUGUAGGCACUUAUGUCUGUGUAAUAUCUGCGCCGAAACAUUACGUUACAAGGCCAGCAACUGUCCAAUAUGUCGCUCACCGUUUCGAGCUCUUUUACAGAUCAAAAGCGUGCGUAAGCUGAGACCAUCUUCAGCACCAAUGCUCUCCCUUUCAGAAAACGCAGAAAAGGUAUAUGAUGCUAAUAUACUAGCUUUCUCUACUCAUAAAUCCAGAAUAUAAUG
Molecule: messenger RNA, 1091 nt
Organism: Soboliphyme baturini
Lineage: Eukaryota; Metazoa; Nematoda; Enoplea; Dioctophymatida; Soboliphymatidae
Source: the annotation of a GenBank genome assembly